Pyrus x bretschneideri (Chinese white pear) is the source of this 954-nucleotide messenger RNA. Its product is annotated as heavy metal-associated isoprenylated plant protein 8. The record is from RefSeq and is a predicted model, not a curated record. Lineage: Eukaryota; Viridiplantae; Streptophyta; Magnoliopsida; Rosales; Rosaceae. The transcript is spliced from 4 exons. The coding region runs from base 252 to 917 and encodes 221 amino acids. Gene Ontology annotation, molecular function: metal ion binding.
AUCCAAUUGAACGAUAUUCCAAAUAUAAAUAAUCUAUGUUUGGUAACAUGGUAAACCACUAGUCAAAUAAUCAUUUAUUUAUAUACUUCACCACUAUCCUACUAACAUAGAGAAUUACUGAUAAUCCACAAGCGGCUUGUACUUGAGUUGGUUUAGAUAAUUUCUCUCCUGCAUACGAAGUCCCGAGUUCCAUUCCUCCCUUCCGGCAUCGCUUGUAUCAAAAAGGAGAUUUCUGACAACCUAACUUCAACAUGGCAGAGAGCAAAGUAAUUGUGUUGAAAGUAUUAAUGCAUUGUGAAGGAUGCCAAAGUCAGGUUUCCAAAUGUUUGAAAAGUUUUGAAGGCGUUGAGGAAGUUGUGGUUGAUUACCCAAAUCAUAAAGUGACAGUAAAGGGGAAGAACGCCGACCCUCUAAAGGUUUUGGAGAGACUACAAAACAAGUUUAGUAGAAAUGCUCAACUCAUAUCUCCAAUACCAAAACCACAAAACCAAGAGCAAAAAGAGCCCAAAAAGAAAGAAGCGGCUCCGCCUGAGGUUAAAGUUGUGGUGCUCAAAACGUUGAUGCAUUGUGAAGGAUGUGCAAUUGAUAUCAAGAAAUACUUGGAGAAAAUGAAAGGUGUUCUAAGUGUGGAAGCGAACAUGGAAAGGUCGACGGUGAGAGUGAGGGGAAUAGUUGAAGAAGCAAAGCUGGUAAAGUACUUAAAGAAGGAAUUAGGGAAGCAUGCUGAGAUAGUGAAGCAAGAACAAGAUGAGAAGAAAGAGCAAGGCAAGGACAGCGGUAGCAACAAUUACAGAAGCCGAGGAGGAGGAGGAGGAGGAGAAUGUGUAUUCCAAUAUCCACCUCAAUAUUCAGCUCAACACAUUUACCCUUGUCAAACAUUUAGUGAUGAAAAUCCUUAUGCAUGUUCCAUAAUGUAAAAAGCAAUUUAAGAUUGUAAUUGUAGCUCUUUCCUCC